Molecule: messenger RNA, 1561 nt
Organism: Tachyglossus aculeatus (Australian echidna)
Lineage: Eukaryota; Metazoa; Chordata; Mammalia; Monotremata; Tachyglossidae
Gene: NKX6-2
Product: NK6 homeobox 2
Exons: 3
Coding region: 1-837 (278 amino acids)
Biological process (GO): cell differentiation; regulation of transcription by RNA polymerase II
Cellular component (GO): nucleus
Molecular function (GO): DNA-binding transcription factor activity, RNA polymerase II-specific; RNA polymerase II cis-regulatory region sequence-specific DNA binding
Source: RefSeq, a predicted model, not a curated record
AUGUUAGCUGUGGGGCCGAUGGAUACUAACCGCCAGAGCGCAUUUGUUCUGAGCAGCACUCCGCUGGCUGCUCUCCAUAACAUGGCCGAGAUGAAGACGUCUUUAUUUCCCUACGCCCUGCAAAAUCCCUCCGGCUUCAAGGCCCCCGCGCUGACCGGACUUAACACGCAGCUGCCCUUGGGGACCCCCCACGGAAUAAGCGACAUCUUGGGGCGCCCUGUCGGCAGCCCCAGCAACCUCCUGACCGGGCUGCCCCGGAUUAACGGACUGACCACCUCGGCAGGGAUGUAUUUCAACCCGGCGGCCGUGUCGCGUUACCCCAAACCCUUGGCCGAACUCCCAGGAAGGCCUCCCAUCUUCUGGCCGGGGGUUAUGCAGGGCUCCCCCUGGAGAGACCCGCGCAUCGCUUGUCCCACCCAGACCGGAAUGGUCCUGGACAAAGAUGGAAAGAAGAAACACUCCAGACCCACUUUCUCGGGGCAACAGAUUUUUGCUUUGGAGAAAACCUUUGAGCAAACGAAAUAUUUAGCCGGUCCCGAACGAGCCCGGCUCGCCUAUUCUUUAGGCAUGACCGAGAGUCAAGUGAAGGUGUGGUUCCAGAACCGGAGGACGAAAUGGAGAAAGAGACACGCGGCCGAAAUGGCCUCUGCCAAAAAGAAACACGAUUCGGAGACGGAGAAGCUGAAGGAGAGUUCGGACAACGAGGACGACGACGAAUACAACAAACCUCUUGACCCCAACUCGGACGACGAGAAAAUCACGAGGUUAUUGAAAAAGCACAAAUCCUCCAAUUUAGCCCUCAUCAGCCCCUGUAGCAACACCUCGGACCCUUUGUGAUAAAACCGGGUGGGGAUGGGAGGGGGGAGAGAGAAAGAGAGAGAGAGAGAGACACUUUGCGAAACACGAAAGCCAAACUCCCCAAGACCUCUCCCCAUGGCCCUUUAAGCAAAGCUGCAUUAACCAGGGUAUAAAAGUGAUAUAAAGAAUUGUAACUGGAUGUUUAAAAAAAGUGACGUGUUGUACAGCCUAAAAAUGUAUGUGAAAUGUAUAUAUUUUUUACAGAAUAAGUUAUGAAAUUAUCUGACUCCUUCUGGUUGCACGUUGGAUAGCAGAGGAAUCUUUAUUGUUUGUUUGCUUCCCAGCACUUGUUUGGAUUCUUUGCUGGUAUCUGCCGCCCCCCACAACCUAAUCCCCCCUUACCCUUUUCUGGUUCCCGAACCCUGUCCCUAACAAUCAGAUUUUGUUACCGUUUUGUAGAAAUCGCCAUAUUCCACUUCAGCCACUUUGUACAUAGUAAAUUUCAGAUUUUGUGAUGUAUAUUUCUAGUGUAAAAAUGGCUUUUAUUUCCCCCCCUUUCCUCUUCUUUCCUUGUUCUGGCCCGUUUCGUUUCCUCCCCCCAUCCCCCUCUUCAUCCCCGGGGAUUUUAUGUCCCAUCCAAAACUCCAAACCGAAGGACAAACGGUACAAAGGUAGCGGACAAAACGGGACACGGUUUCAGACUUUAUUAUCGUCUCCGGUUGGAAAAAAAAAAACCCACUUUGUAAUAAUCAAUAAAUUAUUU